CUCACCCUUCAAUCCACGCAUCAUCCAUGCCACCUCUUACCUUCUGCAUCACCUGUAAACAGUAAACACCACAUUUUGGACACUCUGGAUUUUGUCCUCUGAAUUCAACUUCGACUCAUCAAUCCUCAACCGCCUCGCCCAAUUCAACUCGAGCUUCGCAUUCGCCCAUUCCACACCAACCAGCCAGGCCUACCCCUCGAUCCACCGCAGCCUCGAUCUCGAUUUCCACACUUCAUUCUCCCGCACAGACACGUCCAUUUUUCCUCCUACUUUCGAGAACCGGCUCGACUCUGACGUCCAUCAAAUCUCUCCCUGCCUUGCCCAAGCUCCGGCCUGCUCUUGCAUUCAAAAGUCCUGUACCCUGUGUGCUCCGACCACUUGGGUUCGUGACUGAGCCUUAAUCCUCUCACACGCAAUCAGGGCAUCCUCGAAAUCUGGUUCAUGGGCUCUACAACUCUCUAUUCGACGCGACUUUCUCCAUCAAUCGAACUGUACUGGUGUCUGUGAACGUUCUACUGAAGUUGUCGCCAUGGCUUCGACGCGUCAACACCACCAGUUUGUUCAGAUCUACCAGGAUCCAAUGCCGCUGCCUUCGAACAUGUCUCCCACCCACAAACCACGGCCACAUUUGCAACCUUCAGCGAUGCCCCUCCAGCCGAUGAGGAAUCCUCCUGCGCACCCCGAAGUCAUUCUGAGCGCCCCGAUGGUUUCGAGCCACCAGGUCUCACCCUUAAAGAGCCAUCCGCUCUCACCACCCAAGCCCAAUUACUCGAAUCUCAACUACAUACCCAUACCUCCUCCACAUUCGACGACCCAUAUGUACACCGACUCACCGGCAAAGAGACAUAUUAUGCCCUCGGGUCAACAGUUUCAAUCCGUGCAAAUGAUGCAGCAGCCACUCUUCACCACGUUCAACAGUAAUUUUGACACCUUCGAACAGGAAAAUUUCCCGCACCCUCCUAUGCAGGACAACUUUGUCGAAUUCCCAGAACCCUCGUACAUGCGAAAGUUGCCUUUGAAGAGAUCCUACUCCGAUGCCCCGUUGGCAAGUGAGCGCCCUCUCAAAAAGGCGCGGCAAGACGAGGAAACCACCACAGUCAUCCCACAACCCGAAGAAAUGCCUGCCAUUGAAGAUGAUGGGAACAAGCCGUCUUACAGCUAUGCUCAAAUGAUCGGCAUGGCCAUACUUCGAGCACCAAAUCGUCGAUUGACAUUAGCACAAAUUUACGAUUGGAUCUCGACCACCUUUACGUAUUAUCGCGAGGACACCAAGCAGAGCUGGCACAACAGCAUCAGACAUAAUUUGUCUCUGCACAAGGCAUUCAAGAAACAGGAGCGACCAAAAGGAGACGCGGGUAAAGGAAGCUACUGGGUCAUAGAACCAGGAAUGGAAGGUCAAUUCAUCAAGGACAAGGACAAGGACAAGCACCGACGUGGCAACAAUUUGGCGCACCUUAGCAUCCACGCCAGCAUCAUGCGCUCUGACCCUCACAAGAUGGCUCAGCCGUUGUCCGAGGCUUUGAUGCCUAGUCCCUUCAUGAUUCAGUCAAGUGAGGCACCACCAUCUCGACCCCAGACGGCUCCUGCACUCCCAGAAUUAUCUUCUGACGCCACCCUACCGGCAUCUGAUCCGGCCUUGGAAGAACAAGACGCGGCAGACACUGAGGAACAUGUGCUCCCAGCAGCACCGAAAUCCUCUCCGCCUGAUGCCAUCAACUCGUCGCCUCCCGUACGUGCUUCGAGCCAUCAUCGCAACAUCUCGUCACCCACUGCACGCAUGAAACGUCCUGCUUCAGCCCAUCGACAGAAACGAUCUCUUUCCAAGAUGGACGACAGUGGGUAUUUCUCUUCCAUUGAGUCUUCUGUGCUACGGCCAAACAAGAACGCUGUGGUGCUGACAUCGGAGCUCGACAUCGAGCCGAUGAGGAGGAAGACGGGCAGAGCUGAAGAAGAGAUUGCUCGAAUUCGAGGUUCUUCUCACGAUUUGACGCCGAGUCAUGCGAGAUUCCGUAACGCCGCCAUAGACAUUGCGCGGUCAUCCUCCCCUGUCAGAGUCAGCCCAGCCACGAGAUUGAACCCUGUCACGCCGUCGGUUGUCUUCAAGAAACCAAUUCGGCCACCUCAUUCGAUCUCUCCCAAUACGCAGCUACACCUCCAUCGAAAGGCUAUGCGGGACUUUGCGAAUUCUCCCAUCAAGAGUUUCGGUCAGUUCGAAAUGGACACGUACAGUCCUCUCAAGUGGUCAAACUUUACCCCUCUUGGCCCUGCCGAGGACUCAUUCGAGAUCUUCUCCGAUGCGCCGAUUGGAAUGACACCUGCUACUCCUGCCUUUGCAUCAUCACCGCUCAAAGCGUCGGUCUCUCGUCCGACAUGGGGACGAGCGUCGACCACGGGCAAUGUGCUGUCCGAGAUGGUUGGAAGUUCUUACAAGCUUAAUGCAAAGACACCAACUCGAGGCAGUCUACUUAGACCCGGAGUACGUGCUACUCUGUCUGGAUCCCCUCUGAAAGGCUCGAUGGAAAGCAUCACGGGUCUUGGUGAGCAUGAGCUUUUUGACUUCAACUCUUUUGAGAACGAAGUCUCGGAUAAUGAGGAUGGCGUUGAUAUCCUGAAGGGCUUCGAGAAGAUUGGUGGACCUUCGGUGCAGAUGUCUGCUGAUCACAUUCGACGACCUUCACUUGGAGGUCGAAGUUUCACCUCUCGGUUCUAACGUGUUGAUGAUUGACUUGAUACAUAAUGUUCUCUUGGGAUUCAAAGGGCGGACGAUGGUUUUCCCGUUCCUUGUGUUAGCGACUGGUUGGAUUCUAUUGAACAGCGUUUGGACCUGCUGAGCCAGGACAUGAAUUUUCCUGUCAGCUGGAGUGUGGGCUGCUGAAGUCUAACUCAGCUUGGGCAGAGAAGACAUUUUACGAUGUCAAGAGCUUAUGACUUUUCAUACUUGUCUUUUUCAUGCCUUUUCUUUUUGACGACGAUAUGGGCUGUGAUGAUCAAUAGUAAUGGAUGGGGCCUAUCACUUUGGAGAAGCAUAACACAGAGUAUGUAUGUCUUAUGCAGUUUGGUUAGAGUGGUUGCGCAGCAAUGCAAUGACUUGCUCCUCAUAUCACGGAGCUAAUUCUCGACUUGGCUACUGAGAGC
Molecule: messenger RNA, 3135 nt
Organism: Exophiala xenobiotica
Lineage: Eukaryota; Fungi; Ascomycota; Eurotiomycetes; Chaetothyriales; Herpotrichiellaceae
Exons: 1
Coding region: 530-2710 (726 amino acids)
Biological process (GO): regulation of transcription by RNA polymerase II
Molecular function (GO): DNA-binding transcription factor activity, RNA polymerase II-specific; RNA polymerase II cis-regulatory region sequence-specific DNA binding
Source: RefSeq, a predicted model, not a curated record